CCGAGUUAAAGUGCAACACUUUUGGACAGCAAAGUGUUAACAAAGAAGUUUCGAUUACAGCAUUUUGCGCGUUUCCUGCCACUCAGUGUGAAUCCAGUCAACACUUGAGACCUGUAUCUUUGCUCGGCCGCUUCGGAAAGUUACUUUUGUGAUUGGAUUUGGGUCAAAAGGAAGUUAUUGGAGCUAGUUCCGCCUUGCUUUUUUCCCCCCUGUGAUGGACAGCAGCGACAAGUGUCAAAAGUAAUCAGGGCUGAACCACAUACAGACAAACCGCGUCUCCUGUCGUCUGGAUCCACUGCCACACAAGUUAACCGAUUGCUAGAAAAGGUGUGCUGCAAUCACUUUGCUGCCAAGUUGUACAGCUGGAACCGGAAGUCACAGCUCAACUGCAAGUACACCGUUUCUGGGGAAGAUUUUAUUGAUCAAUGAUCUUCAGUACAAGAACUGCUGACUGCUGAGUUUUGGACACUGUGAUGGAAAAUCCUGAUGAUGAGGUUGACCUCCAACGGAGCACAACAGGGAGUGAAGAAGGAAACUCUGGUGGGGGAACGCCUCCAACCAAACGCAAAGGCAAGUUCUCCAAAAUGGGGAGGAUCUUCAAGCCCUGGAAAUGGAGAAAGAAGAAACCAAGUGAGAAGUUUACUGAGACAUCUAUAGCUUUGGAAAGAAAGAUUUCGGUUAGGAAAACUCGCCAAGAAUUGAUUGCAAGAGGGGUUCUAAAGGACAUCCCAGAGAAUGAGAGUAAUGAUGUGAACCAUUCCAAAGCUCCAAUGAAAAAUGGGCAUCCUGUGCCAAUGGAUGUAGACAGGGUGUCGGAAGCGGGGGUGCGAGUGUCUCGAGGGGAGUCUGACACCAAGGUGAGCUCCCUCAGGCCACCCCAGGGAGAUGAACGUCGAAACAGGGCACCAUCUGACGCUUCCCGAAGUAACCGGGCACCCUUGGACGUGGACACUCAUGCACGGCUCUCUGUGGAUGUGGACAAACGAAGCCGCCUGCCCUCAGAUAUUGAUAAAAGAGGGGGAUCUUUACCCCGAGGACCUCCACAAGAAGAUAGGUACCGCAGGGAAGAAAGAAGAGAUGGCAAAGAUGACAGGGAGGACAGAGGAAGGAAGGACAGGGAAGACCUGGAAAGAAGGGACUGGCGAGAUGAAAGGGAACGGGAUGGGGGAGCUGACCGGAGAGAGGACAGAGACUUUAGAGAAAGACGAGAAUGGAGAGAUGACAGGGAGAGGAGAGAUGAAAGGACUGACAGAGACAAUAGGGAACGGAGAGAUCGGGAUGGGAGGGAUCGGGAUGAGAGAGAUCGGAGGGAUCGAGAUGAGAGGGAAAGGAGGGAUCGGGAUGAGAGGGAAAGGAGGGAUCGAGACGAGAGAGAAAGGAGGGAUCGAGACGAGAGGGAAAGGAGGGAUCGAGACGAGAGGGAAAGGAGGGAUCGAGACGAGAGGGAAAGGAGGGAUCGAGACGAGAGGGAAAGGAGGGAUCGGGACGAGAGGGAACGGAGAGAAUGGGACGAGCGGGAAAGGAGGGAUCGGGACGAGCGGGAAAGGAAUGAUCCUGAUGAGAGAGAGCGCCGAGAUCGUGAUGACAGAGAACGGAGAGAUCGGGAUGAGAGGGAAAGGAGGGAGCGUGAUGAAAAAGAAAGGAGGGACGACAGGGACAGGAGAGAAGAUAGAGAUCGGUGGCAUGAGAGAGAAAGGAGAGACAACAGGGAUGACAGGAAAGAUGACAGAGAGAGAGAAGACAGGGAGAGGAAAGAUGUUCGAGCAGAAAGAGAUGAUCGAGAUAGGAGAGAUGACAGGGACAGACGAGAAGACAGAGAGAGGAGAGAGGACAGAGACAAAUUUGAUGACUGGGCCAAGAGAAAUGAAAGAGAGCGACGAGAUGAUCGGGAGAAGAAGGAAGAGAAGGAGAGGAGAGAGAGGCCAGGGCCUCAGCGUUCUGGGGAUGAGUCACGGCCUGCAGUCAGGCCUGUCUCCGAGAUGGACUUACGGCCUCCUCUACAGAAAAGCUCCUCGGAGGAAAACAAGAGGGCGCGACCUGCCUCCGAGGCUGACCGACGGACUACCCUGCCCAGAUACAGCCCAGCUACAGAGUUCAGAGAACGUUCUGAGUCUGCUGGUGUCCGCUUCGCCCCUGACCCUCACCCAACACAAGACUCACAGCAGGAACCUCCCCCACCCAAACAAGCUUUGCUCCCUCCCAAAUUCCUCACUAGUGCUUCCACUGAGUCAGGCAGGAGUCCAACCCCCUCUUCUUCUUCAUCCUCAUCCUCUUCUACCUCCUCCUCGUCCUCGUCUUCUGCUGCUGUAGCUAUAGCCAAGCCGCCGAGGACGGUCUCCCUAAUAGUAGACGAUCCUCCUCGGCUCUCCCCUGCUGCUGCCGCCUCAGCUGACUCCGACACACCGCCUCCUGUCCCUCCCCAUGCCAAGCAGCCACCUGUCCCUCCACCCAAACCCGCUAACCGCAACAGCAACCCUGCACUGCUUGCUUCCUCAUUGAACAGGGGCUCUAAGGUCAGGCAGCCUUGUUAUUGGACCGGCUGGAGAUGCCAGAGUGAGCUCGGCCUCUACCUUUCUCUACCUGUGUAUCUGCGCCACAGAGCUGGCCAGACGUGCUCAGCAGAGCUUUCGCAGCCUGGCAGUGGUAUCAUUGUAGUCCCAGCACCUGCUAAGCGUUCUCCACCAACCCCACCAAAGAGGAUGACCCCCGUCACCAAGCGUCACACUGUGGACCCGUCCCCUCCCAGUCAAGUUCCAGAGCCUUCCAGCACUGACCCUCCAGCUGCCCCUGUACUGGCGCCCCCUGCUGUCUCUAAAGGGGAUAACAGUGAGGACAGUACGAGCGCAGCAGUCCCUCAGGCCUCCGCUGAGCCUCUGCCUUUGCCGCCCUCCCACAUACCCCCAUCUCCUCCCAGGGUCCAGUCGCUGCAGCCGCCCAGCACCACUUCUUCUGUAUCGGUGCCCACCGUGCAAACUGAUCCCCCCAGCCCAACCACCGAGCCUCCCAGCCAACCGCCCGCCAUCCCUCUACACAUCCUGAUCCAGAGAGCCCUGGCCAGCCCUGGCCCAACUCAGCCCAACCCAGACGGCUCACAGAGGGCCCACUCACUACUGUUUGAGUCUCCUCCAGACUUCCUCAUAGAGGCGGGGGGAAACCCACGGCGUUCUCUUCCUGUCACCAUCGAACCUCUCAGACUGCCAGAAGACGAUGACUUUGACAUGGAGGAAGAGAUGAGGAAGCUUCAGCCUCCGAGGCCUCCCCGACAGCCUGAACUGGAGCCCCGCAGCAGGAGAGGUUUGAUUGGAGAUCCCAGAGUGAGCGUCAUCCCUGAGGGUGGAGGCCCCGGGGACAGCGAAGAGGAGUCCGACUCCGACGGCCCCAUCCUGUACAGAGACGACGAUGAUGAGGACGACGAAGAAGUCCCUUCAAGUGGGCUGGCGAGCCGCGUGAAGAGGAAGGACACAUUGGCCCUGAAGCUGGAGAGACAGGAGAGACAAGAGAGAGAAGAGAGGGAGGCUCAGGGGAACUACGACGGCAUGAGCUGGCACAACAAAGAGCAGUGGGAGGCAAUGAGGAACAGGAUCGGCACCACGCUCUCGAGGCGGCUGAGUCAGAGACCGACAGCAGAGGAGCUGGAGCAGAGGAACAUUCUUCAAGCCAAGAACGAAGCGGACCGACGACUAGAGAGAUGCGAGAUCAAACGGAGGCUCACCAGAAAGCUGUCUCAGAGACCCACAGUGGCUGAACUCCAGGCCAGGAAGAUCCUGCGUUUCCAUGAGUACGUCGAGUGCACGCAUGCCCACGACUACGACCGGCGAGCAGACAAACCGUGGACCAAGCUCACUCCUGCUGACAAGGCUGCCAUCCGCAAGGAGUUAAAUGAAUUCAAGAGUUCAGAGAUGGAGGUUCACGAAGACAGCAGGAUCUAUACCCGGUUCCAUCGGCCUUAGGUGUCCAUGUUGACCAGUAAAGCACUUAAACUGGGAGGCAUGUCCUCCACUCUGCCCACAGCGAAGCGAACACGUGGCCCCUUUGGUCCAUUCUCACCCACUGCUGGCUAACCUGCUCUAGCUGAAGACAGAGCUGACAAAUGGAACCAAAAACAAACGGCGUCGCAGAUCAGUUCAACCACCUCUAGUUCUCAAAUCAUGGAGUUCAAGACAGAAGGAGUUUGCUGAUGCAUCCAUGGUGGAGGUGCCCGGUGCCAACGAUAAAAGGGUGACCCCCACCGCUCUGGUGGGGGUGCUGAAAGACUUGGAAGGAGGGUUAUCACACUAUCUACUUUAGGGGAAACCACUCUCUAAUGCCUUUACCUGCUUUUAUGUAUGUGUAAAUAUAUAUGCUCCCUUCCUUGCAGAACAGAAAGACUAUGCACAUAAAGAUCUUUGCAGUUCAUAUCAGCACUGUUGACAAUACACUAAUCCAGUUCAAACACUGUGUAUAUGCAUAUACCCAAAGGUGCCCCACAGCACCUGCCUUAUUCCUCACAGGAACUAACUCAUGUACCUAAUUUAAGGCUCACAUUAAAUGUGAAAGACUUCCUGAACACCCAGUUGUAUUUGCUUGAAUCAGCUGAACUCAGUGCACUGAUUCCAAACCCUUAGAUCCUAAAGUGUGCAUUUUACUGUAUUCUGUUGAUCAUUUAGAUGAUUCACAUGGAGCACAUAUGACUAGAUUAGUUUCUCAUAAGGCACCUUAUGUUCCUGAAUUGGAUGUAUAGAAAAUUGACAAGUUUUGAGCCUCUAAUUCUGUUUAUAAUUGAGUUAUUCAAAGCAGGAAAAUGUACAUAUUUUUAUUUUCCUGGACAUUUUAUGGUACUUUAUAUAUGCAGGUCCAUUGCUGGCUGCGAUUGUGUAGAUCAGUUAUGUAGAUUUAAUUGACUUUAUAAUGUAAACUACUGACAUGUAAUGCUGACAUGUUUUAAUUGUAAAAUAUUUCUCGAUUAUUUUUUCCCAGUAGUAAUGGUACAGAAUAUUUUCUUUUUUUUUGAUACAGAGAGAUUUAAACUGUCUUUGCAAACACACUGAAUAACUGAACAAUCCACUCAGAAAUUAAAAUACAAUGUGAUUUUCAUUUCAA
Molecule: messenger RNA, 5079 nt
Organism: Acanthochromis polyacanthus (spiny chromis)
Lineage: Eukaryota; Metazoa; Chordata; Actinopteri; Pomacentridae
Gene: phactr4a
Product: phosphatase and actin regulator 4a
Exons: 16
Coding region: 474-3950 (1158 amino acids)
Biological process (GO): neural crest cell migration; actin cytoskeleton organization
Molecular function (GO): actin binding
Source: RefSeq, a predicted model, not a curated record